Molecule: messenger RNA, 5436 nt
Organism: Nezara viridula (southern green stink bug)
Lineage: Eukaryota; Metazoa; Arthropoda; Insecta; Hemiptera; Pentatomidae
Source: the annotation of a GenBank genome assembly
GAUUGUGUACAGUCGAAUCGUUACUAAACUGCACAAAUGAUAAAGAUAUUAAAAGUGUUUAAGGGCAAUGUGGAAUUGUUUUUUUAAAAAAUACGAAUCUUAGUUUUUAUAUUUUAGUGCAUUUUUUUUUUAAAUAAAUCUUAUAAUGUCUCCUAGUAACUCUAUGAGUUACGAAACAGAAUGUGAAAUUCAACAAAAAAUUUCAAGCUAUGAGGAAGCUGUUGGACAACUGGAUGUUUUUUAUGGAAUAAUUAAAAGACAAUUGCUGAGGUAUCAGAGCCCUGUUACUGGUCUGUUUCCUUGUUUAUCCACUGAUGAGACCAUUGGAAGUGUCAGGGAGAGCAUUUAUUGUGCAGCAGCUAUUUGGAGUUUAUACCAAUCAUACAGGAGAAUCGAUGAUGAUAGAGGAAAAUCCUAUGAACUUGGACAGUCUGCAGUAAAAUGUAUGAGAGGUAUUUUAACUUGUUGGAUCAAACAGUCUGCCAGGAUAGAACAGUUUAAGAAGAAACAAUGUGAUGCAUUCGCUCUUCAUAGUAAAUUCCACCUCCUCAGUGGAGCCGAAGUAUAUUCUGAUGAAGAAUAUAACCAUCUACAGAUCGACGUUGUUUCACUAUACCUUAUAUUUUUGGUACAAAUGAUAACGUCAGGCCUACAAAUUAUUUACACCCAAUCAGAAGUUGCUUUUGUACAGAACCUUGUGUAUUAUGUCGAGAGAGCUUAUAGGACACCAGAUUUUGGAAUGUGGGAAAGAGGUAGUAAAUAUAAUGAUGGAGUUCCUGAAAUCCAUGCAAGUUCUAUUGGAAUGGCAAAAAGUGCUUUGGAAGCCAUCAAUGGUUGUAACCUCUUUGGUGAUAAAGGUGCUUCCUGGUCUGUCAUAUAUGUUGACAUUGAUGCUCACAAUCGCAACAGAAGUAUAUUUGAAACAUUACUACCCCGUGAAUCAAGUUCUAAGGCAGUAGAUGUAUCUUUAUUACCUACAGUAUCAUUCCCCGCUUUUGCUAGUCAUGAAGUGGCACUUGUUAAUCGUACGAAACGACAAAUAAUUGACAAAUUGAAAGGUGUAAAUGGUUUUAAACGAUUUAGCCGGGAUGGAUUCAAAUGUGUUCUUGAAGAUUCCAGUCGACGAUUCUACAAAAAUGGUGAAAGUAAAGAAUUUGAAAAUGUUGAAUGUGAAUGGCCUCUCAUAUAUAUGUUUCUAAUAAUUGAUGGAAUGUUUUUUGGCUUACCAGAACAAGUUCAAGAAUAUCAAGAAUUGCUUAGCAAAGUUCUCUCUAAAGAUGAAUAUGGAGAUCCUCUGGUACCAAUGUAUUUCUACAUAGCAGAAGAGGAUAUCGAAAAAGAGAGGAAAGAACCAGGAAGUGCGAAACGAGUAAUGAGCGAUGAAGGAACUAAAUCAGUAUGCCUUUGGAAUCAGGCUAUGUACAUCAUUUCCCAGCUGCUCUGUGAGAGACUCCUCAAUAUCAAUGAGUUAGACCCUGUCCGGAGGUAUCUUCCGUCUUUUAGCCGACCCCGACGGACUGGCAGAUAUUCUGCCUUUCAGCAGGGAACAGCUACUGAUCUGGUUGUCCAGAUAGUCCUCAUAGCUGAGUCGAUGAGAUUACAGGCUAUGAUGGCUACCUAUGGGAUCCAGACGCAGACUCCGCACGAGGUGGAACCUGUCCAGAUCUGGUCAUCGAACCAGCUCGUUAAGGUCUAUGGUCAUCUUGGCAUUGAUGAAAAAUUGAAACUGUCUGGGAGGCCUCAGAGGCCGAUCGGUGCUUUAGGGACUAGUAAGCUAACAAGGCCAGGUCAACUCAGCAGUGGCUGCAGAACAUUCCAGAGUUCAUCUCUGCCUCAGAUUGGCCCUCAGGAAGUCCUGAUCUCAACCCACUAUCAACUUUGGUCCAAACUGGAGAGGAUGGCAUGUCACAGAGCACACCCUAACUUGGAAAGCCUCAAACAAUCUCUGGUUUAUAGGGUUUGCGGAAUGUCUGUACUUUGCUACCCAUUAAUAUUUGAGGUCUCAGAAUUCUACUUGUACAGGGACAUGGCACUUUUAAUCGACGAUAUAAAGACUGAGUUACAGUUUGUCAGUCGGUAUUGGAGACUUUCGGGCCGCCCGACUGUAUGUUUACUCAUCAGGGAAGAACAUAUGAGAGAUCCUCAAUUUAAAGAAAUGCUUAAUUUAAUGGCCAUGUUGAAAAAAGGUUACUGCGAAGGGAUAAAAGUCAGGAUCGGACGUUUACAGAAUUUGAUUUCUUCUUCUUGCAUAGAGCAUUUAGAUUUCAUGAGUAGUUUUGAUACACCAGAUUUUGAAUUUGAACAAUUUCAACAAAUCGAACACGAAUAUAUCGGUUAUCAGAGCCUCACAGAUGUCCCACUCCUUUCUGAUUAUUCUGAAGAACAUUCGUUUAUUAAGGAUGAGUAUGAAACAAAAUCUAUUCCGGAUAUUUUAGAAGCAAUUCGUAACACAAUAGCUCUAUACUCGUUAGCUCAGCUCUAUGGCGUCUUGUUGGCGAAAACAGGACCAGAUUAUGAAUUCAAAGAUAAGACUGUUCUAGAGCACAUAGAAUCGCUCUACCAUACUGCUGGUAGUCUCCAUUAUUGGCUCGCUGUUCGCUACUGUAGUAGUCUUCUUCGACACACCGUCGACAGCAUCAGCCCGUUUAUCACUGCUCUACUAGUCAAUGGAAAACAGAUCAGCGUUGGAGUGGUAGGUCAUGAAGAAACAGUUUUCGACAAACCACUCGUCCCGACAGAGAUCCGAGACGUGAUAUAUUCCACGAUCCAACCUCACGAUAUGAUACAGGCUGUUUUGCAGCAGGAGGUUGUACUAUAUUGCGGCAGGCUUAUCACUACUAGUCCUCACCUUUUUAAAGGCAUUCUCAAGAUCAGGGUCGGCCUCAGUUGUGGCGAUAGAAGAAGGCUUGAAGGGUGUGUUUGUAGAUCACCUCCAAAUUUUCAUCUGAAAGUUUGGGAUGUCCUCUCAGCUACAGAAGGUUUGAAAUUCGGCAAGACGGUGAUAUUGAGGCAACCGAUACUGACAGAUAUGAGUCGUUCAGAGCUCGCCUUUUCUCUUCUGGUCGAGGAAGCGUUGAAUAAGAUUGAUGAGCCAGAGUACAGGCAAAUAAUUGUGGAGUUACUACGUAUUGUCUCCACGAUCUUAUCAAGAAAUCCAGAAAUAACUUUCCAAAAGCAAUUUGACCUGGAUGACUUAGUCGAUCAGGCUAUUCAAAUGUUCUCAAAGGACACAGAUGUCGUGAAUGAGACGGCGGGAAGAAAGGAAUUCUUGACUAGCGAUGAAUCUAUAGCCGGAGGAUACCUCGCCCGGGCUGUUGUAAAUACAGUCUUAAAAAGAUCACGAUUUAUGGAUGAUUGUAGACUUUCCUAAUAAGAAUUUGCCUUAGUUAAGACAAAAUUAGAUUGAAUUGUUAUCCUAAUUUUAGAAACAAAUUGUUGUUUUUGUACAUAUUGUUGUACAUUGAUUUUUUUUUUUUUUUGUAUAAGAGCCUUAAACUAAUUAUGUUACUGUCUCAUGUUUGGUCAUAUUUAUGUCAACGACACAAAUUGUAUUUAUUUUUUUCUUCCUUUUUAUAACUAUUGGAUUGUGUAAAUAGGUUAUUUUAAAUUCUUUUAGUAACACUAAGAUCAAACUAUUCGAAAAAGUAAAUAAAAAAUUAAGACUGAAUUUGAAGUUAUUGAUUGUUUCGUUAAAUGAUUGAAAAUAUACUUUCUAAAUUUAAAAGCUCAAAAGUUCUUUGGAUUGACUUCCAAAGUCAAUCGUUUUAUUUUUUUAAGAUUAUAAAAAAAAAUUGAAAUUAAUAGAACAUAUAUUUUAUACCUGCCUAUGUCUCUAAGUCUAUACCUAUUUCAUCUAUUUUAACAUAAUACUGAUUUUGUCACUGAUACAAUCGACUGUCGAUAAUUCAAAAUUCCAGAGACUACAAGGAAAUUUCGAAUUGUCUAGACUUCGAAUUAUGAAAAGGUUCGAAUUAAGAGUUUUUAUGAUAUUUUUGAAAAUAUGUAUGAGGUUACAUAAAUUUUAUACAUACAUAGCCUCAAGUAAAAAUAAUGAAAAUAAAAAAAAAAUACAUUUUAACAUUACAAUAACAUACGUAAUUAAAAAUUUUUCUGUUUGUUUCAAUGAGGCUUGGUAUCUCUGAUCCAAAGCAUUUUCCAAAGUCACCACUGCUGAGAAUACUUCAUUGUUAACUUCUGUUUCCAUCAUAAAGUUCCGGAAAGUGCCAAGUGAUUUCCUGGGCUCCCUUGGUGUUACAUUUAUAGUUGAUUUUGGUCUUUGUCUUUGUGGUUGGAACCAUUCUUGCUAGAAGCUAAAAUUUCAGCGUCUGGUAACUUUUAAAAUUUUUGUUGUCAGGCACGGUAAGGGAGAUGUACUUCUGGCCUUGUACUCAUCGUGAUAAACUAAAGAGAAUUUGGAAGUUAAGCUAAGGUGAAAGGAAGUAAUUACGUGGAAAAUGAGGAGUAAACAUGGCUAGGAAAAUUUGAAUUUCAAAGAAGAGAAGUCAUCUAGUUCAAAUUAAAGAACAUUCUCUUUCCCACUCAUUACGAAAAGGAUUUCAAGUUGAGUGCAUUAAGAUACAGAAUUUUUUAUUUAUCGAAGUCAACAGCUGAUGAGUUCAAAUUAUCGAGAGUCGGCUUUAAUUCUUAUAUCAGUAGUUCUUAACUUAUAUUCUAACCUGGAAUAAGGUUAAUUCAUUCAUGAAUCAAUUCCGAUUCUGAAAUAAAGGCACUGUGUUAGCAAUAAUAAUAUUCCAUAAAAUCGUUUGAAUACGUAACAACAGAUUUUCAAAGUUAAAUGUUUCUAGCACCCUUUAUAAAAUUAUAUCAAUCCUAUCACAUACCUACUAUUUAAUCAUCAGGUGGUAUCUUGAUAGGUUUUUCGUUGUUAAACAGGAUGGUGCCAAUGCCCAAUGUUCAUAUGCGUCUUUCUCAAAAUUCCUUUAAUAUGGUUUAUUUUAAAUAACUAUCUCUCACAAUUCACCUAAUCAAGGCAAUGACAUUGUUUAAAAAACUAUUUCAUUGUACUUGUAUGAAAAAAGAAGUAAAAUAUAAAAUAAUUUCAUGGAUGUAUAAAGCAUAUGUUUAUAACCUUAAAUACAUUUACUGUAGUUUGAUAAUUCUAGAUCUGAUAUUAUAUUUAAAUAAUUAGGUAUCAACGUCCGUUUAUUCCGAAAUAUUGUCAUGUAACUUUUUAGAAAAUUAAAUUAGUGAAUAAUUUGAUGAAUCUUCCCUUUGUGAUAUUCCAACAAUACCCCCUAUUAUUUCAUUGUGCUUGUGUGAAAGAAGAAGUAAAUUAUAAAAAUAUUUCAUAGAUAUGUUUAUAACCUUAAAUAUAGUUUAAUAACUCUAGAUCUGAUAUUAUAUUUAAAUAUUUAGGUGUCUAUCCUCCGUUUAUUCCGAAAAAUCACCAUGUUACCUUUUAGAAAAUUAAAUUUG